UCUCUCUCUCUCUCUCUCUCUCUCUCUGUCUCUCUUUUUCCUUUUGCUUUUCUCAAACAAGCAUGGCGAGAAUCCUAAUCUAGUCCAGACAGAUACAAUCUGUGCUGUGCUUUAUUCGUAUUGGAGUAAUAAGUGCUAUUCUGACCCAAUUCCUAUAUUUUCUUCGUCUUCUUCCUUUCCUUUCUUCUUCUAUUUUUUAUUUUUUAUUCUUCUUUUUUAAUUUAUACUACUCCUUUAUCUCUUUCUCUCUGUCAUUUAUUUUACUUUCGUUUUAUUUCAUUUACUUUGUCUUUCCUAUCUUUUCUUUCCUUCGAAUCAACUAACUCUUUCUAUUUCGCGGUGUUCGCAUAGACACAUACACAGAUACGUACACACAUAUACAUAAAAGCAAAGUAAAUAGAGAUACACUCACACACUCAUACAUACCACCCUGUCGUCGCUUAUCCCUCUGCGAAUUCUCUCGACGUAUCUUCUUUUUCCCCAUUUUAUUAAUUUUCUUUUUUUUUCUUUUUUUUCUUUUUCUUUUUUUUUUUCUUUACCUCUCUUUUAUAUAUUCUUGUUGAGUUUCGUACAACGAUGAGCGUGGCUUCCGUGAUGAUAUAUGUAUUACUUUUGAUGAACAACUGAGAUACAAAAUUACGUGUUGUUGUGUUGUUGUUGUCGUCGUCGUCGUCGUCGUCGUCGUCGUCACCGACGACGUUGAGAAGCCGGUGCUUCUCAAACGACGGCGGUUAACGGUCGAAAGAAAAAGAAAUCGCUAAGUAAAGGUCGACAACGCGUUCUACUAGUGAGAGAGAUAGAGAAAAAGAGAGUAAGAGAGAGGAAGAAAGAGAAAGAAAGAGAAAGAGAGAGAGAGAGAGAGAUUGUAAGUGAAAGAGUAAGAGGGAGGGUGGGGAGAGAGAGAAAGAGAGUGAGGAGGGGAGCCCGAUCCUCUAUCGGCGGACACUUUUACGAGGCGUCGAGGGAACCUCGUCUACGUCAACGGUGGCGACUUUGAGAGUUGUGUAGUGCCGGUGGUUUAGUAGUGUAAUAGUGUUUUCUCACAGUGCUUUGUUGUAUUUAAACGUAAAUCUAAGAAAAAGAGAAAGAGAAAACGAAAGAGAGAAAAAGAGAGAGAGAGAGAGAGAGAGAGAGAGAGUGAUAGAUAGAAAAAAAAAAAAGAAAAAGCGUGUAUACAUGUGUGUGCCAAUAUUAGAAUACCGAUAAAAUAUUGACUACAGCGAGACACUACUACAUACUAUUGCUGCUACUCCUACUACACUACUACUACUACUACUACUAUUAUUAUUAUUAUUAUUAUUAUUAUUAUUAUUAUUAUUAUUACUACUACUACUAUUACUAUUAUCAUUACUGCUACUAUUAGAACUACACGAAUAAGUGAGGGACACACAAUAAGAGAGUGUCAACGGAAACAGUGUUGUAUCGUCAAAAGGGGUGUUCUUCAACGUUCAAGAUUUUCUACGGAUAUAUACACGUCAAGAAAUAUUAUAUCCAGGGAUAUUAUCGUCUAGGAUCCAACCAGGACAGAGAGAGAGAGAGAGAGAGAGAGAGAGAAAGAAAGAAAGAGAGAGAUAUAUAUAUAUAUAUAUAUAAACUCACAGACGGAGAAAGAGAAAGAAAGAGAGACAGAGAGAGAUAGAUAGAGAGAAAGAGAGAGAGAGAGAGAGAGAGAGAAAGAGAGAAGAGAUUUACAGAAAAAGAAAAAAGAAAAAGAAACAAAAAAUGAACGAAAUUGAUUCCUGAGAGAUUAAAAACCGUGGCUGGCGAAGGUAUUCCUUCCGAUAGGAAGGAAAGGAAAAAUAUAGAAAUUGAUAAUAAAGGAAUAAUAUCGAGGGACGAGAUUCUUAUCCUCGUUGGUGUGCGAUUUAGUGAUCGUAAGUGGAGUUAUUGUUUUUCAACGGGCCGACGAAGGUGGAAGGAGGAAGAGUGGCCGAGGACGAGCAGAAGAAGACGGAGAAAAAGAAGAAGAAGAAGAAAAAAGGGAAAAGGUGAAUGAGGAGAUUUAUAUUUUCGUUCUAACACGAGUAUGAUCGGCAUAGCUCGAAGAAAUUGGGCUUUGCGCCUAUCAGUGGUGCUCAACGUUUGCGUACUACUUUAUGUAUGCGCCCAUUUUGGUUCUUCUUCCGGUCCUUGGAUCGAAGAACCACCAACCAAUUGGGCUGCCGCAGCACCACCAGCUCCAGCUCCACCUGCUGUGGCACAAGCACCACGAUCAAGAAAUUCGAUUCUACCAGGGGAUGUUAUCCCUGCUAGUGGCAUUGCUGGUGGUGCUGCUGCUGGUGGAUCAUCAAUCGAUCGAUUUUCGAAUGAUACUCUGAUCUCUGUCCUUUCUUCUUCCUUUUCAUCUUCCUCCUCCUCAUCGUCUUCAUCUUCUUCUUCUUCUUCUUCUUCUUCGUUAUUAUCACCUGUCCCACCCUCUUCAACGAACAAAAGAAACAAGAAGAAAGGUUUACUGAAUAAAAUGAUCGGAGGAAUCGUCACCAUGAAACCUACCUCGAAGGAGGCCAAGGUCGAAGUAUCCAACGAUACGAUUCGACGAGACGAUCGUGCUCGCAAUCGUACGAAAAACAUCAAUGGACCGGCACCGGCACCAAUACCAGAAGUACCAGUUGUCAGUCUGAAGGAAGCCAUAUCUUGCAACGAAAAAUCAUUAGAACCUAGAAGAGCCCAACGUGGCGAUUAUUGGGUUCUAUAUAAUUACGUACCUAUGAGUAUGAACGUGAAAUGUUGGGAAAGCGUGACAUAUACAACUCAUGCCGAUUAUACCUUUCUGGACAACUUGGAACCAUUGUUGGAACGUUGGAGAGCACCGAUAUCGAUUGCGAUGCAUGCUCCUGGCACAGACUUUUCGGCGACAUUAGACGCGAUCAAAUAUUCGAGGAGUUGUGGUAGCCCAUUGGUUUUUCAACUGGUGACAUUUCAUGUCUUUUUCAGCAGUAAACACGUGCCAAAAUCGGUUCCACCAACGGAAAAAGUUAUGUCCGAUACGUACAAUUGUACGUUGGGACCACCUUGGGUAAAUAUAACUCUUUCGAAGAUGUACAAAAACGAAAAGAAACUUCUUUAUCCCGUUAACGUUGGAAGAAAUAUAGCAAGGGAAUCAGCACCGACAUAUUAUGUUUUUGCAAGUGACAUAGAAUUAUAUCCGAGUCCAAAUCUUCCGGAAAAGUUUCUUGAAAUGAUCCGUAGGAGAGAUCAACCGGCAUUGCAAAAAUCUAAUCCGAAGGUUUACGUCUUGUCCAUAUUCGAAGUUAACGAAAAGUAUCGACCACCGAACAAUAAAACUCAUUUGGUACAAAUGUUGAAAGCAGGAACAGCUAUUCCAUUUCAUAAGAAGCUUUGUUCCGGUUGUCACAACGUUCCGCGUAGCAAGGAAUGGCAGGAAGCCCCUGAAACCGAAGGUCUUCAUGUAUUUCAUGUUGGAAAGCGUACAGGUAGCUUCGUUCAUUGGGAACCUAUUUUUAUAGGAACUAACGAAGAACCUUUGUACGACGAACGACUCAGUUGGGAAGGAAAAAGUGAUAAAAUGCCGCAGGGUUACGCUCUCUGUGUCCUUGAUUACGACUUUCUCAUUCUGGACAAUGCAUUCUUGGUUCAUCGUCCCGGUAUAAAGAUCUUCAAAAAGGAUCCUCAUCGUGAAAUGCUCACUGCUAAGACGAACGCAUUGAUCAAGAAAAUUAUCGUACCAGAAUUAAAAAUCUUAUAUGGUACAAGAAAAGGAUGUGCUGUCUAGCCAUUACCAUCACGAGCGUCUUAGCGCUCUAGACGGACAAAAACAAGUAAAUCAAUAAUGACUAGCUCGGUAAUUUGAAAGAGCUACCGUUCGAUCUUAAUGUUUCUACGCCAAUAAUUCUAAACGCAAAUUAAGCGUGUUACUAAAGAUCGUCAUUCAAAAUGUUAAUAUGUUCCAUGAAUCGUGCCAAUUCAAUGAUAAAUUAUCAAAGAUCCAAUAUCGUCGUUUUUCAUUAACGUUUCUCUAAGGUUUUUCUAAAGUCAAAAAUGUUGUGAUAAAGUAAAGAAGGAAAAAGAAUAUGCAAAUCGAUAGAGACAGAGAAGGAGAGAGAGAGAGAGAGAGAGAGAGAGAUAGAGAGAGAAAGAGAGAGAGAGAUUGUUAGCAAAGCUAUAACGUAAAUUUCUCAAGUGAAGACUGGAUUUGUCAAUUAAAUUAAUUUAAACAAUUGAUAUUAAUUUUAA
Messenger RNA from Vespa velutina, 4194 nucleotides. RefSeq names its product beta-1,4-glucuronyltransferase 1. The coding region runs from base 2027 to 3733 and encodes 568 amino acids. The record is from RefSeq and is a predicted model, not a curated record. Lineage: Eukaryota; Metazoa; Arthropoda; Insecta; Hymenoptera; Vespidae. The transcript is spliced from 7 exons.